Molecule: messenger RNA, 782 nt
Organism: Staurois parvus
Lineage: Eukaryota; Metazoa; Chordata; Amphibia; Anura; Ranidae
Source: the annotation of a GenBank genome assembly
CGUCAUCUGGCAAGGCACUUGGCUCCGAGUCAACAGGCACGACAGUGGGCACCGGGGUCAUCAGGUACCGGAUUGUCUGGCUCGACAGCGGGCAUCGGGUCACCAGGCAUCAGGUCAUUUGGCUCGACAGCGGGCACCGCGUCAUUUGGCAAGGCAGUGGGCUCCGAGUCAACUGGCAUGAUAGCGGGCACCGGAUCAGGUACCGGAUCAUCUGGAUCAACAGCGGGGCAUCGAGUCAACUGGCCUAAUAGGAUCGUCAGGCUGGAUCAGUUCAUCAUGCUGGGUAGAGGCAUCAGGCUGAAUGCCGGCGUCCCGGCUGAGUAGAGGCUUCAGGCCGAGUAGAGGCUUCAGGCCGAGUACAGGCAUCAGGCCGAGUACAGGCAUCAGGCCGAAUAGAGGCAUCAGGCCGAAUAGAGGCAUCAGGCCGAGUAAUAAAACAGGCAUCAGGCCGAGUACAGGCUUCAGGCCGAGUACAGGCUUCAGGCCGAGUACAGGCAUCAGGCCGAGUACAGGCAUCAGGCCGAGUAGAGGCUUCAGGCUGAGUAGAGGCUGUCAGGCUGAACCACGGAAGGCAGGCUCACCGGGUUAAAGGCAGGAUAGGUGCAGCGAGUUGGGAACAGGGGUACUGACAUGCGGUAGAUAGCAGGGCAGGAGGAGCUGUUGGGAAUGCAGGAAUAGAGUUUUGAGGAAAUAGAUUAGAAGCAGGACUGGGUUUUUGUAAGCUGACUGAGGCUGGGUGCAACAAAUCUGUCCAUGUCUGCAGUAGGGUUUGAACAAAGCUG